Messenger RNA from Schistosoma curassoni, 762 nucleotides. NCBI's taxonomy places the organism in Eukaryota, Metazoa, Platyhelminthes, Trematoda, Strigeidida, Schistosomatidae. The record is from the annotation of a GenBank genome assembly.
AUGAAUCUAGCAUAUCUUGACGACAAGGAUGAAUGUAAUGACAUCGCUAUUGGUAUCGAUAUUUCAGAGGAUUACAGUCAAACAAACAAUGUCUCUGGUGAUUCACUCAUUAAAAUGAGAGCACAAUGGACUGAAGAAUUAAAGCAAGUCGAAGAUGAAAUUCAAACACUGCGACAAGUCUUAUUAUCUAAAUUUCGUCGGCAGCAGUUUUUAAAGCGCCAGCUUGGUAUAACACCAAUUGAAGAACUAAAAAGUGAGGUUAAACAAGGUCUAGAUACUUUGCGAACCAGUGAUGCAUAUCUUAAAACAUCAGCUGUUGUAAAAACUGCUAAGGAUAAGACAUCAGCUGCAUUAUUUGAGAAAUGGAAUUUAUUACGACAAACUAAUACAUACAAAUCCUUGGAGAAUAAAGUGGGUUCAGCGUGUCUCAAUGUUUACGGCAAAUUGACGCGUUCUAAAACAUUAUCAAGUGGUACUGAACAAAUCAGUAAUUCUGAAAACACUACUAAUACUACUUUUGCAACAGCAGAAAUCACAACGAAAUCGUGUAAUUUAAGGACAAAUAAUAAUAAUUCAGUUCCUCAAUCAGUAUCAGUUAUAUCAUCAUUAUCAACGUCGUCGUCGUUCAAUCCCAAUGAUUCGAAUGGUAAUAAUUACGAUGAGAAUAAUAUCGAAAUAAAUGAAAAUGAUUCUAUACAUUUUGAUCAAUUACUCAACGACGAUAUAUUAUUACAUUCAAAUAGAAUAGAUAAUAAGAAAUAA